AUGAUCAAAGCCAGGUUUGCUGAACAUGCGUCAGCAAACAAGAUUAAGGAGGAAGGCAUCUUCCUCUUCAAGGACUUUGUCGCCCCUUGGCAGAUAGAGUUCGAACGCUUUACCCCUGUCAGGCAGUGCAUGAACCGCUAUGCCUACGGACACCUUAAGGUUAACUGCAAGGAGAAGAAAUCUCGUUGUUCCGAGUGCUGCUCAAGCCACAGUGCAGGCCACCACCAAUGCCUGGAGGCCACUCAUAAACCAGGUUCGCCAGGAUAUCAAGGAAAAGACCAUACCCAAAAAAGACCCCACAGUGCACCUUGCACUGAGAAGGAACAACCUCCCCGACCUCGAUCUAGGAGCAGACUCCUGGGGGAUCCUGAAGGUGGUCCAAACUCCCCCCCCCCCUGCCCUACCAGAAAGCCCUCAGAAGCGGCCUCGCACAUCCAGGCCCUGGACACUCAGCUAGAGCAGAUCUCCCCAUACACCCCUACAACACCGGCAACCCCAGCCCCUACCCCUGACACCUCAGUCAGACCCAAGCAGCAGCAAGCCACUGCAAAACCAGCCAGCUCAAAAAGCCACACACCUGCACCCCCACAAGCAGUGGACCAAGCUCCCUCUGCAGAACUGGCAACCCAGGCCCUGCAGAAACAUCCAGCCCCGACGAUCCCGACAGCUCCCUUGUAG
Penaeus vannamei (Pacific white shrimp) is the source of this 678-nucleotide messenger RNA. The record is from RefSeq and is a predicted model, not a curated record. NCBI's taxonomy places the organism in Eukaryota, Metazoa, Arthropoda, Malacostraca, Decapoda, Penaeidae.